AUGGUGUAUACUUGCGCUAUUUUACAGUCGCGACCUUCCUUUUUGAGACAUAAUAAUCGACCAUUAAAUUUACCAAUUAUAGGCUACUUACACAAACUUGAUCCAUUAACACCUCAUCUGACUUUUACAGAACUUGCUAAAAAAUAUGGACCAGUUUAUAGCAUCAAACUUGGCAUGGUGUCUGCAGCGGUUAUAGCCGACGCUAAAAUACUAAAAAAAUUGUUAACAAGACAGGACACAGUUCUAAGACCCCCUUUCUACGUACUAGACAUCGUAUUCCAACGAAAAGGACUCAUAUGCACAGACGUAGAUCUAUGGAAAGACCAACGUAAAUUUGUUCAAAAUUUUUUGAAGGUAGUGGGAGGUUCCAGGGCUUCGCAAAAUAAGAGCACAUGUGAGGCGUUAAUAAGAAAGCACUCUCAAGAAUUUGUACAAGUUGUAAAAAACCAUGACGGUGUAGCUAUAAAUCCGUCGGAACUUAUAAGUCACUAUAUUGUGAAUAUUACUGGUACGCUAUUUGUGGGCAAUUCAUUUUCAAUGAACAAGAAUACGGUCACUGAGUUUUCACACUGUUUGGAGGAAAUAACUAAAGCACUGGCAAGUCCGUUAAACUUUUUUCCAUUUUUACGCUUUUUGCCGAUAUUCAAAAAACACUUAACUUUGAUAGACCAGGUUCUCCACAGAAUUCGUAAAAUUCAAAACCAACUGUUAAGUCAGUGUGAAAAAUCUAACAGUAAAACUGAUCUUCCGUCGAGUCUUAUCGAAACUUUUCUGAUGCAGAUGUCCAAAGACAAUCAACACAUUUACAACCUUAAUCAGCUGCACCACCUUUUGCUUGACCUAUCUCUAGCUUUUUUUGACACCACUACAACUUCCCUUCAGUGGAUCGUACUAUAUUUAGCCCAACAUGAAGAAGUGCAAAAUAGAGUGCGACAAGAAAUUCUUGAUAGACCAGUGGACGACUUUUUAAAUUUACAUUAUACUAGGGCAACCUUGGCCGAAGUAGCUAGAAUUAGAUCUAUAGCGUCCAUAGCAUUCCCGCACUACGCUUCUGAAAAUAUUAGCAUCGAAAAUUUUACCAUCCCGAAAGGUACGCUGUUAAUGCCACUCUUGUGGGCGAUUCAUAUGGACCCACACGUCUUCGCAGAGCCAGAGGAAUUUCGUCCUGAAAGGUUUUUGGACAGCGAUGGAAAAUUUUUUAAACCAGAGGGAUUCGUUCCAUUUCAAUGUGUAUGUGCGGCGGUGAUAGGUGACUCAUUGUCGGUGACGGCGGCCGGGCGGCGUUCGCUAAAGAAAGCCUGGAAGCCGAAGUCGCGAUGGGUAUUCAAGAAAGACCUCGAUCACGGAACCUCUAGAAAAGGAGUAUGGGUUUAUACAAACUUCUACGACUUCCCUUUGUUGAAUUUUUGA
Zophobas morio is the source of this 1410-nucleotide messenger RNA. Its product is annotated as cytochrome P450 306a1-like. The transcript has 6 exons. Bases 1 to 1410 code for a protein of 469 amino acids. Gene Ontology annotation, biological process: xenobiotic metabolic process. Gene Ontology annotation, molecular function: iron ion binding; oxidoreductase activity, acting on paired donors, with incorporation or reduction of molecular oxygen, reduced flavin or flavoprotein as one donor, and incorporation of one atom of oxygen; heme binding. Gene Ontology annotation, cellular component: cytoplasm; intracellular membrane-bounded organelle. Lineage: Eukaryota; Metazoa; Arthropoda; Insecta; Coleoptera; Tenebrionidae. The record is from RefSeq and is a predicted model, not a curated record.